This is a messenger RNA of Histoplasma mississippiense, 393 nucleotides long. RefSeq lists its product with no specific name. The transcript has 5 exons. Lineage: Eukaryota; Fungi; Ascomycota; Eurotiomycetes; Onygenales; Ajellomycetaceae. The record is from RefSeq and is a predicted model, not a curated record. Bases 1 to 393 code for a protein of 130 amino acids.
AUGCACCGUCAAAGCCCAAGUGGAAUCCGCCCAACCAAUUUCAGAAUAACUCGAUGUGGAUGGUUGAUAAUAAUAUAUACGCAUAUGAAUUUGACCAAACUGGGUGGCGCCAGGGCUGAGAGAGGCCGAAGGGGAAAGCAAGAUGAAUGUUGGCGGAAUCCUGCAUCAGAAAACUUAUUCCGUGACUUGGCGGAGAUAUUGCAUCCGAUUGGAUGGGAUAGACAAGCUGUCGAAACGUGGGUCCUCUCGCUGUUCCUACGAAGUCGUCUCAAUCGAAUAGCAGUAGCGGCUGCCACCACUAGCAAACAGGAGUCACUGAAAGGUCUUAUUCCUCGUGCUGGUGCAGGAGAAAAUAAGGGAGAGGAUAAAACAAGCGCAACAAAACAGCAAUAG